AUGUCGUAUCAUCACCCAAAUCACCAGCGGCCGCCAUUGAUGCAGCUGCAGCUGCAACCUCAGCAGCAGCCGGUGAUUCCGGUGGUGCCGGUGGUGCCGAGGAAGCGACAAUCAUCAAAACGAAAGACACGCACAAAUGAGGAGUGGAGAGAGGAUUUGAAACAGAUCUAUGGGUCCAUUCUCCGGAGUCGGCUGGAUGGAAAUAUGGGUGCUACGCUCCGCAGCUACUGCUAUGGAACUGUGGGGAUGGUACCCCAGUACACAAGAAUCUCAGCUGUUUGGAAAGAGCUUGGUUUGGAAGAAUUCCUUUCCAGAGAAGUGCCUCCCGUGAACCGUGCUCUGAUUGAACGGAUUGAUGCCAAGUUUCCAGUUGCAAUUAUUGAGCAACACGAAGGCUAUGACAAUGAGAAAGUGGGCCGUGAUCGAAGACACAGCAAGAAGAAUGAAAAGAGAACAAGUGCAGCAUGGCGCAAAUUGCUUUCCGAAGUCUAUCAUUUUCUCUACGGGGCAAAGACCUCCGAUGUGGCUCGAUCAGAAACAGUCCGAUCAUACUGCCGAGAUGUUCUCAAAUCUGAGCAGCAAUAUCGGAGAAUAAUUGACUUCUGGACCAAGCUUAGGCUUGACAAAGAUCUUGAGAAUGGAGUGCUUCCGACAGAUUCUAGUCUGAAGGAAAAGCUGGCAACUCAGUUUCUGGACGUCCAGCUACUAUCAAGGGAUCUCCGGCCUUCAUCGAAUUCUUACUUCGACAACAACGAAGAAGAUGCCUUGCGUGAAUUUGUUGCAGCUUGUGCGAGAACAGGGUUUCCAGUGGAGAAAACAACCCUCAAAGAAGCAGCAGAUGCAUUUCUAGAAGCAGAUGGAAUUGGUGCUGGUAUCAACAGUAUUGGAGGCAUUAGUGAUGACACUGUUUCACGUAUUUACAAAGAGGGUCGUAUCAAAGCAAAGACCAAUGCAAAUCCCAUCGAUCCAAAGCGAGCCUCUCAGGCCGAUCCACAAGUUUUGAAUUGUCUCUACCAUCAAGCGGACGCCUGGGUGAAGAUGGCGCAUGAAAUCAAUCCGGACGUGUGGCCUGAAUGCCGCUACCCAGAUAUACCACCGCAUCGCAUCUAUAACACAGAUGAGCAGGGACCGAAUCCAACUCAGCUUAGAAAUCCUGUUCUCAUACCCGAAGAUAUGAUAUUGGGAAGGUCUCGACUUUUUCAGAAUACGAGAGAGGGCGAUGGCAAAAUGAGCUUUCACUACAGUAUCGCCAAUGUUGUUCGAGCAGAUGGCGCCCAAUACCAUCCUUUCGAGUCAGUGGAGGGAGCGCCUGCUCCAUACGUCCUCAUUUCAGAUGCUUCUAGCCAAAGUGUCCUCGAUACAAUGGAGAAAACAGAUCGCGACAAUCAUUUAGCCAACCAAACAGAGUCGGAUGAAAUUCAACUCAAUCCAACUGUUCUCGAGGGAUGGUUCGAUGACUACGAAGUUGGGAAGAACAACGCAAAAGUUAACAAGUUUGGUUUCCAAGUGAGAACAACGCCGUCUGGCAGUAUGUUGAAAAGGACUUUCUACGAUUUCCUCCUUCACUUCUCGAGUCAACUCCCUCAUGAUCAAGGCAAGGGUGGGCAAGGAGUUAUCCUCUUCCUCGAUUGGCAUUGCUCCCGUGAGUGCCCACAGUCACUCAUUGCUGCUUUCUUUGAGCACAACAUCUUGAUCAUUGUCCUUCCAUCCAAAACAAGUAUUUGGUCGCAGCCUUGUGAUAAUGGAAAGAAUGAAUUGACUGCCAUUGAUGUUGCUGGAGCCGCUCACAAGCUAGGCCUCUUUGUUGGCCAGUCGCUAGACUACUUGGAUGCCAAUCGAAUCUUCCGCGAAGGUCUGGAAAAGAAUUGCCUUGACCAAAACGACGAGUUGAGACGUCGCGGAACAAAUGCUGUUGUUAGCAGCUUUCGAAAGACAGGCCUCUACCCCAUGGAUUACAACAAUGCAGGUUGGCAGCUCGCUACUUUCAUGAAUUUCAAUCCACUCAACCAAAUGAUCAAAGAGCAGAGGAAACAAGCCGGCGAGAGGUUACCCGUAAUAUAUUGGGUUGUCAAACCUAUUCCACCUAAUGAGAGGGAUCCUCUUAGCGAAGAGGAAGAAAAUGCCAUCCGAAGUUUCAUAAACAAAGAAGAUUUCAUGUGCGGGGACAGCAACAAUGAUAAUGACAACGAGGACAACGACUUGGAUUCUUGUUCUUCGGGGGAUGGCAGUGGCAUCGACAUCCCGCCUCUCUUUCUCGCAGCAGCAAUUGCUGAGCACCUGCUUGGAACAUAUCUUGGCAACUCACAACGUGACCUUAACAACCCUCCUACACCCAAUGAAGACUACGAAAUAGCAGCAUUGAAGCUUGUCAAGUUUGUGCCCGUCACCGAAGACGUCCGUGUUGACACAACUUGUAAGCUGACAGCAGAACAAGUGGCCGAGCACAAGCUGCGAACCAAGUUGUCUGUUUUAAAGUUUGGACACUCAAUUAUUCUCCGAAGAAAGAAUGCUCCAGGUGAAAAGCUGAACUUGACAAAGCAGAAUCGAAAGCAAUUCAUUGUCCUCGACAAUGACAAGAGGGAGAGCCGACAAAUGAUUCCAAUGACAGUUCAGCAAAUCUUAGAGUGCUGCUAUGAUGGCGCUGAUGAUGAGUCUUACACUCUCACAAAGAAAGAUAAGAGAAAGGGCCAAAAGCAACAAAGAGUGGCCCGGAAACGCCUGAAUGAGUCCAUGUAUGAAGCCGCGAUCGAUGAAGGCGACAGCCAGAGACACGAUCGCAACGUCGAAGAGAUUACACGUCGGUUGAAUGUGAAGCGGCCUCGCUUUGCGCGGAAGCUACAGACGAUUCUAGAGGAAGAAGAUAUGGAAUGGUCCGACCUCUACAGUGACUUUGACGCUGUCUCAAUGUUGCCAUUUACCAGUGUGGUCAACGUGGCACAGCAAGGUGUUGAGAAGGAAAUCACAGUAUCUAGAGUUGGAUCCGAUGUUACUGCAGUGGGCCACUUGAUGCAGACAACGGUAAUGAGGCUAAUGGUCGAAAAGAAUGCAAGAGCGAACGCCAAUAGAGUCAAACGAACUCGAAAGCGAUUUGCUGGAGAAGAGUUGAAGAAAGAACUCCCGAACGAUUAUUGGAAGUGGGAUAAAGUAAAAGGAUGGCGUCGAGAUGUCUUAGCCAAGAUUAUGGGUGUCUACAAGUCGAAAUCAAACGUCACCGAGCUGAGCGAGGCAUUGAAAGCCUUGGCUCUUACAAAACCAGUUGUGGAGUCAAAGCUAACGGAGCUACAGAACUCUGUUCAUCAAAUGACAAAGGAUCUCUCAUCCAUGGUUGCACAACGAAGAGAGAAAGAAGACUUUCUUGAUGACACUGCAGAAUACGUAGAAGGCAUUGGCAACAGGAACAAUGAUGACAAUGAUAGUGACGACGACUGA
Seminavis robusta is the source of this 3429-nucleotide messenger RNA. The record is from the annotation of a GenBank genome assembly. Lineage: Eukaryota; Bacillariophyta; Bacillariophyceae; Naviculales; Naviculaceae.